Messenger RNA from Seminavis robusta, 984 nucleotides. NCBI's taxonomy places the organism in Eukaryota, Bacillariophyta, Bacillariophyceae, Naviculales, Naviculaceae. The record is from the annotation of a GenBank genome assembly.
CUCCUGACCCCUCUCCUUCUCAUAAACUCUGAACUAGAUAUAGCAGCAUCAUGCCACCUUCUACCGCACCAUUCGAUCUGAACAAGCUCCAUGAAGCCACUGCGAACGCACCGCCGCCUCCCGAGCCGAUUGUGGUUACGGCUACGGAUGGUAUUGAGUUGGCGGUCCGCAUUUACCGUCCUCCUGCUGCGCCCAAGGGAAUCUUGGUCUUUUAUCACGGUGGCGGAGCCCAUUCGGCAGCGGGAUAUCAUUUGAUGGCCCAGAAACUCGCCACGGACCAUGACAUUCAAGUGUACACACCCGAUUUGAGAGGUCAUGGUGAAUCGGGAGGACCCCGUGGAGAUGCUCCGUCGCCACAACAGGUCUAUCAGGAUGUGGAUUCCGUGCUAGAGUUGGUGGGUCGUCAAGAAGAAAGCACGUUGCCCCUCUUUUUGGGUGGACACUCGUCGGGUGCUGGACUGGUGAUCCAAUAUGCCACACAAUCGACAAAACAACAACAACAGGACAACAACAUUAAAGGCUAUCUAUUGCUGUCACCCCAGUUGGGCCCCAAUGCCGGAGUUGCCAACGAUGGUACUGCUUCCUCCUCCUUUGCGAAGGUCUCCGUGCUGCCAUUCAUCUUGAAUGGCAUAUUUGGUGUCAUGGGCCACUACCCCUCGGUUCGUUUUCAGUAUUCGGACCAGGAACUUGCCGAUCCCCGCAUGGUGUCCUUCAAUACGGUCCACAUGGCCAAUGCCAUUAGCCCCAUGGAACCAGCGAAACAAUUGGAGCAAAUGACAAAAGAUUGUCCUACAAUUUUAUGGAUGGGAGAACGCGACGAGCUGUUUGUGGCCUCCAAGGUGCAGUCCUUGUACGCACCCACGGUGAUUGUACCGGAAGCCACCCAUUUGGGCAUUCUGGUGGUCGCUCACAAGCUGAUGGGACCCUGGAUGGAACAGCAAAUGAUGGAGUGAAAAGGAGCAGAGUAAAAGGUUUUGAUUGUGU